Molecule: messenger RNA, 750 nt
Organism: Chinchilla lanigera (long-tailed chinchilla)
Lineage: Eukaryota; Metazoa; Chordata; Mammalia; Rodentia; Chinchillidae
Gene: Trappc5
Product: trafficking protein particle complex 5
Exons: 2
Coding region: 143-709 (188 amino acids)
Biological process (GO): endoplasmic reticulum to Golgi vesicle-mediated transport
Cellular component (GO): TRAPPI protein complex; TRAPPII protein complex; TRAPPIII protein complex
Source: RefSeq, a predicted model, not a curated record
CAGCGCCUUUUACGGCGCCGUAAAGCAGCUGGGCCCGAGGCGGUGCCGCGGUUCCGGGUGAGACCCUGCCGGCGGCUGACCCCCUACCGGUGGUGCGCGUCGUCUCUUCCCGGCCCUUCCCCGCGGGUCUGGCGGCCGAGGCAUGGAGGCGCGCUUCACGCGCGGGAAGUCUGCGCUGCUGGAGCGCGCGCUGGCGAGGCCGCGCACCGAGGUGAGCCUCAGCGCCUUCGCGCUGCUCUUCUCCGAGCUGGUGCAGCACUGCCAGAGCCGCGUCUUCUCGGUGGCCGAGCUGCAGGCGCGCUUGGCCGCGCUGGGCCGCCAGGUGGGCGCGCGCGUGCUGGAUGCGCUGGUGGCGCGGGAGAAGGGUGCUCGCCGCGAGACCAAGGUGCUCGGAGCGUUGCUGUUUGUCAAGGGGGCCGUGUGGAAGGCGCUCUUCGGCAAGGAGGCCGACAAGCUGGAGCAGGCCAACGAUGACGCCCGCACCUUCUACAUUAUCGAGCGGGAGCCGCUCAUCAACACCUACAUCUCCGUGCCCAAGGAGAACAGCACGCUCAACUGCGCCAGCUUCACGGCAGGCAUCGUGGAGGCCGUGCUCACGCACAGCGGCUUUCCCGCCAAGGUCACGGCACACUGGCACAAGGGGACUACGCUCAUGAUCAAGUUCGAGGAGGCUGUCAUCGCCAGAGAUCGCGCCCUGGAGGGCCGCUGAAGCCCUGGGAGAUAAAGGAUGCAGAGAGCCUGCCUUCCCAA